Molecule: messenger RNA, 639 nt
Organism: Cladophialophora yegresii CBS 114405
Lineage: Eukaryota; Fungi; Ascomycota; Eurotiomycetes; Chaetothyriales; Herpotrichiellaceae
Exons: 1
Coding region: 1-639 (212 amino acids)
Source: RefSeq, a predicted model, not a curated record
AUGGCGAACGCAGUCCUCGAUCCCUCAGAUCCGACUUCACCACUGUCCAUCCCCCCGCAUGAGACCGCCCUGCUACUCAUGGACUAUCAGAACAUCCUCCGGGGACUGGUCGGAGAUGGAGUCUGGGCUAGUAUCACCAAUAUCGCUGCUGGCUUACGGGAUUGGGCGCUCGAGAAGAACAUAAGGGUCUUCCACUGCCUCAUCGAUACUUCACCAGGCACACAACCUCCUGGACAUACCAGGACUGCAACUAAAUGGAAGGCGUACGAGGCUUCUUUCGCAGCAGCACCCGAACUCGGACGCGAAUCAGGACUGCUUGCAGUUUGGCGUCCUUCUAACCUGGAGGCGAAUUUUGUGAGAACACCAGGGUCCAUCUCUGCGCUGGAAUCGCAUGGACUUGCUGAGGUCCUGAGGGCGACAGGGAUUAGAUCCCUCAUCCUCGGGGGCAUCAGUACUUCAGGCUGUGUCUUGAGCACUACCCGUGCGGCGACGGAUCGUGGCUUCAUCGUGACAGUGGCGGAAGAUGCUUGCUUUGAUCCGGUCCCUGGCCUCCACGCUAUGCUGGCUACACAUGUCCUACCCACAAGUGCACACGUCGCAACCUCGCGAGAAAUCCGCGAUGCUUGGAAAGUCCUGUGA